Messenger RNA from Microdochium trichocladiopsis, 1023 nucleotides. RefSeq names its product putative nuclease S1 precursor. The transcript is spliced from 3 exons. Gene Ontology annotation, molecular function: endonuclease activity; nucleic acid binding. The record is from RefSeq and is a predicted model, not a curated record. Gene Ontology annotation, biological process: DNA catabolic process. NCBI's taxonomy places the organism in Eukaryota, Fungi, Ascomycota, Sordariomycetes, Xylariales, Microdochiaceae. The coding region runs from base 1 to 1023 and encodes 340 amino acids.
AUGAAGGCCAGCAUCGUAAAUCUCGCCGUCGGGGCGGCACUGCUGCCCUCGGUGGCGGCGUGGGGAAGUCUCGGCCACAUCACUGUCGCCUACGUCGCCAGCGCCCUGGUCCAAGAGCCCACACAGACAUACCUCCAGGCUCUCCUGCGCAACGAAACCGAGCACUACCUCGCCGGUGUCGCGACUUGGGCAGACACCAUCCGCUACACCAAAUGGGGCCGCUUCACCAAGAACUUCCACUUCAUCGACGCAAAGGACGACCCGUCGUCCUACUGCGGUGUCGACUUUGACCGUGACUGCAAGGCUGACGGCUGCGUCGUCGCGUCCAUCCAGAACUACACGUCCCAGCUGCUCGACACGUCACUGCCGCCCUGGCGCCGCAACCAGGCCGCCAAGUUUGUCAUCCACUUCCUUGGCGACAUCCACCAGCCAUUGCACACGGAAAACGUCGCCAUGGGCGGCAACGGCAUCCACGUCCGCUUCGACGGCGUCGAGCUCAACCUGCACCACGUCUGGGACACGAGCAUCGCUGCCAAGUUCCUCGGUGGGGUGCAUCGCGUGCCGUACCAUGAUGCCUCGUUGUGGGCCGACAGCCUCGUCAAGGACAUCCGCACAGGCAAGUUUGCCGCUGCUCGAGAUGAGUGGCUGGCUGGUCUCGACGUCGAGGAUCCCAUCGGCUCGUCAAUGAUCUGGGCGAAUCAGUCCAACGCAUACGUCUGCUCACAUGUCCUUCCAGAAGGUCCAGCUGCAAUCGUCGGCAAGGAAUUGGGUGGUGCGUACUUCGACGAGGCAGGUCCUGUGAUCGAGGUGUCCGUCGCCAGGGCUGGCGUCCGCCUGGCGGCAUGGCUGGACAGCAUCGUGGCGAAACUCCUCCUCACGCCCGGCGCAGAGGAGGGGAUGCUGUCGGUGGCAUCUCAGAGCUGGGGUGAGGAGUACGACGAUGUCGAAGCUCAAGUCGCGCAGCUUGAGGCCAGACCAUCAAGUAUUGAGGCUUCAUCGGCGCAGGUCGUCAUGGAGCUGUGA